Molecule: messenger RNA, 346 nt
Organism: Porites lobata
Lineage: Eukaryota; Metazoa; Cnidaria; Anthozoa; Scleractinia; Poritidae
Source: the annotation of a GenBank genome assembly
AUGGCUGAAUCCACUGGUCACUUACUAAUACCUGGUGACUUCAAUUUACAUGUUGAUGACCCCUGUAGCAUCUGUGCAAACCGCUUUACUGAAAUUCUUGAAUCUUGCAACCUCAAACAGCACGUCACAGGAGCAACUCACGCUAACAGACACACUUUGGAUCUUGUAAUUUCUAAAAAAGAUAAUCCUCUCAUUACUGAAAUCAAGAUUUUCGACCCUGUAAUGUCGGAUCACUGUGCAGUUCAUUGUAACCUGCGUGUACAAGAACCGCACUUCACGAAGAAAAAGGUGUACUAUCGGAAACUGCGUUCUUUGGAUAUUGAAUCCAUUUGUGAAGAUAUCUUGA